UUUCUGUCUGCCUGUGACAGAGAAGAGCUAGCCUUGGGGUGGCCAUUCCCACCAUCCAAGACCAGCUCUAAGGAGGGUGUGGAGCUCCUGUUAUUGUCUGAAUGGGUUCUUCCUUGUAAAUCUCUUGCUCACCCCCAAAUAUAUAUAUGGAAAGAGAAAUUGAUAAAUUGGUUGUCUCCCAACAUACUAUGUACUCGCCUUGACUACCAUGUAAAUAUUUCAAUUUACUAUUAUUUGUCCACUUUCGUGCUUACAAAAGCAAGAAAUAUAAUGUUUUCUGGCUCUGAGCUGAACAAUCAAAUUCUUUCAAGUGCUGGGACACUUACUAGAUGGAGAAUCCAGGUCAAAGCAUAACAAUAAUAGUAGUAAACUGCCAGUAGCUGCAACACUGUAGGAGAAUAUGAAGGAAUAACAGAGAAAUUAUAAAUGUAAACAUUUAUCAACAUUUGCAAAUGGUUAUUUUCACUUUAAGUAAUUUGCUUGAAAUUACUGUUAUUUGAUGAUUUUUAAGAAAUAAUAACUCAAACAUGAUUUUCUUGAAACAGAGCUUUUAAAGAAAAAAAAAUUCCCUUUUUAUUUUUCGACUCCUGAGUGUUUUGUUUCACAUAUUGGAUCCUUUCCUGAAGAAAUCUGUGAGGAAUAUGAAAAUUUGUCCUCUUCUGAAUGGUCUUUUCUAUGCAAAGGAAAAACUUUCCCUGUCUGGACUGAUUACAGCACAGGGACAAGGCUUCCCCAAGCCUUCGAGAAAGUGCCGGCAUAGGCUCUGUGCUGGCUGUAGCAGCCCUGAUAGUAACCCAACCUUUUUCCAUUGGGGGGUGGGGGGAAGGCAGGUCAGGGAAAAAUGGAAAAGCCAGAAAGAGAUUAAGGAAGUCCUUAGCAGAUCCCUCAGGGAGCAUUGCCAACUGCCACCCUCCAAGGCCUGAACCCCAACGGCCUAUGUUGGCCAGGGUUUUACAGAUUUUAAAAGUAGCUUCUUGAAAUCCAACCACAUAAUGUCAUUUCUUCAACCUCUACAAGGGUUGAGGAUUUUAAAGCUAAUUCAAGGAAUUUUACAAGCCCCACUACCAGUCAUAAAAAUGCCAGUGGACAGAUACCACAUUUUACAAAACGAGAUUGAUCCUUGUGUUGUAAAAGUGAACUGUCUUGAAGGCACACCUCUCAAGCAAGAGAAAGCAGCUGAGGACAGGCUUUUCGGGUCCUAUCUGGGACCUGCCAGGCCUGGGCCCACAGUAAAAGCAAUUCAGGAUUUCUAGAGCCUGUGAGAAAAUCAUUCAGGUUCUGGAGCUUCUGCCACUGGCAGUCUUCAGUGUAGACUUAGGAAAAGCAAGAAACAGACAAGUCCCAAGACAGUGCCAGCAGACAGGCACCCCAGAAACCAAGCCCAUUAGUUAUCGUACAUCCUUGGGCCCUGUCCAGCUGUUCUCCGUGCCCUGCUCCACCCCAGGCCCUGCAUCUUCGGUGCAUUUUCAGUGCCCCUGGGGUGUCUCAGCUUCUGAGCAGAUACGUGGCUUUGGGGAGUCCCAGGGUGCUGGGCUAGAGGCAGCAGUCUGAGCCCAGUCACAAAGCCGCUCCUCUGUAGGUCCUUUCUUGUGGAAGCCUGUGCUUCUGGCUUCUCUGUUCCCUGGGUUCAACAACUGGGUGUGUAGCUGGAGAAGAUGCUUUCGGAGAGGCCAGGUAGGCAUGAACCACUGCAGGCUGUACCCAAAGGAGAUGCUGUGCUAUGUGGAAGGCAGGGGCAGCAGGAGGGGCCUGUUUGGCCUUGUUCUGGUCAGCAUGGGGUGAGCCUUCAUAUUCUGCUUCGAGGCCCAGACCUCUGGUAGAAGUGGGAAGGAUAGAAUAAGGGGGUGCACCAUCCCCAAGCUUGCCAAUGAAGAGCAGAGAGUGAAGGCCUGGCUUCUCAGAAACCCUACUCCAGCCCAAGACCCCACACCCUCCAUUAGGGGUGCACAGGGGAGGGGCAACUCAGGGCCAGGCCUGAAGAGUAGGCCAGCAGGGAGCAAAGCCAUGAUGGUGUGGUGGCCACUCUUCUUUGCGGCAGGGUCGUCCGCUUUCCUCUUUGGAGGAGAAAAAUGCCAGCAAAAUUCGACAAGGAAAAAAAAAAAAAAAAAAAGGCAGGAGGCCGGAAAGAGCGAGCCUGACAGGGUCUUUCAGGCUGCCUGGGCUCCGGUGCUCCUGCCCGGGUGUAAUCUGUACUCCCUGCCCGGGCCACGCUGGCCGCUGGCUUGGGGGAAAGAGCCAGGCGGGCGGGCUGUGCGCGCACAUUAAUCUGCCGGGCGGCGGCGGCGGGCGGGCUGGGGGCUGUUUGUAACUUUGCUGCCUCGGUCGCCGCGGUCCCCGGGGAGCGGGCUCCGGCGCUCGCUCCCAUUGGCCGCCGCCGCGUCAGCUGGUGCGAUUUGCUGCUGUCGCUUUUGGCGUUCGGCCAUCCAGAAACAAACCAGUUCGAUGACUACUAAUAGUUAUAGCCAGAUGUACUAAUACACAACAAAUCACAGUCCUGCAGAGGGGCGCGCAAAUGAGUUCCUAUUUUGUGAAUCCCACUUUCCCCGGGAGCCUGCCCAGCGGCCAGGACUCCUUCUUGGGCCAGCUGCCCCUCUACCCCGCUGGCUACGACGCGCUGAGGCCCUUCCCGGCCUCGUAUGGGGCGUCGAGCCUCCCGGACAAGACGUACACCUCACCUUGUUUCUACCAACAGUCCAACUCGGUCCUGGCCUGCAACCGGGCAUCCUACGAGUACGGGGCCUCGUGUUUCUAUUCUGAUAAGGACCUCAGUGGCGCCUCGCCUUCGGGCAGUAGCAAGCAGAGGGGCCCCGGGGACUACCUGCACUUUUCUCCCGAGCAGCAGUACAAACCUGAUAACAGCACCUUACAGGGCAAAGCCCUCCAUGAUGAAGGCACCGACCGGAAGUACACGAGCCCAGUUUACCCCUGGAUGCAGCGGAUGAACUCCUGCGCCGGUGCUGUGUAUGGGAGCCACGGGCGCCGAGGCCGCCAGACCUACACGCGCUACCAGACCCUGGAACUGGAGAAGGAGUUCCACUUCAACCGCUACCUGACGCGGCGCCGCCGUAUCGAGAUCGCCAACGCGCUCUGCCUCACCGAGCGCCAGAUCAAGAUCUGGUUCCAGAACCGCCGCAUGAAGUGGAAAAAGGAAAAUAAACUCAUCAAUUCCACGCAGCCCAGCGGGGAGGACUCUGAGGCAAAGGCGGGCGAGUAGAUGUCUGGGCAGGGACCAGGCCAGUGCUGCAACCUCCUUUGGCUUUGCCCCCUUGUCCUUGCCUGCUACCCAACUUUUCUGUCCUUGUGCUGCUAUCGGGGGCUUCCGCAGCUUCAGGGGAGUCCGAAGCUUUGCAAGCGCGCGAGUAUUUAUUACCAAAAAACAAAACAAAACAAACAAACAAAAAACCCAACCAAAAAACCCACACACACAGGCAGUGCCAGCGGUGGAACAGCGCGCCCUGUACAUACACAGGCCUGCUCCCCCAGGCUUCUCAAGUCAGCUCUGAGUUCCGGAAGUGCACCCCGAAUUCCUCCUCAGCUCCUGUGUUGUCUCCUUCGCGCUUCCUGAGCUCGGAAUGUGGAGUUGCAGAAGAAGAAAGACCCCAGGCCCUGCCCAGUUUGUGUCUGAGCGUCUCCGCCUUGGUCCUCUGGCUGUAAGCCUUCAAGGGCAUCAGCACAUCAGCUCAGACCACUGGACAGAGAGGAGGGCCUAAGGGCUAGGGCCCCAGCCCAGCGGAGUCCUCCCAAACCGUCCCCCAAACAGGAAGGAGCUUGAAGAACAAAAGGGCCCCGACAUAGCCGGGUUUCUCUGGCCUGCGCACAACCCUCAGUGGAAAAGAAGCAGCCAGCUGCAGCGAGCUAACCUGGGCACGGUGGAACAUUACAGCCCUGCGAGCGACUGGGCUCACGCAGGUUCCUGGCUUCGGAUUCCGGCUCCCUGCCUCAGACAGCGCCGGCGCCGCCAAGACGCAGCUUUCGGCACCCACUGAGGGGCUCAGGGCCAUGGGUGCCACUAGAGCGCUGGCUUGCAAACGUGCCAGGGGCUUCUGCGACUCCGGGCCUCCAGCGGGGAGACUCUGCUUGCCUCCCGGCUAUAUUUGUGAUUUACUUUCGUCUUUUGUUGCCCAGAAAAAUAACUGCGGAGAUACUAGGCACUGCCACGAAAUGCUUCUAUUAGUGUCCUCAGUUUAUGCCCCGAGGUCUAAGCAAGACCCCAAUAUCUCAGUCCACGGAUUCUCAGCUCCCAAGCAGGCUCUGUGGCUGCUGGAAGCCUGGGCCCACUCGCUGGUUUUACAGGGAACCCACCGACUUGGAGACCGGCUGGCUCGAGGAAGGGGACCUGGUGGUGAAGAUUCUACAAGCCAGAUGCGUAAGCAAAUCAAAUAGCAAACUAAUAACACAAAAACCAUAUUUACAAGAAAGAAAAAUCGACGCCGGUUAUAAAAGUGCGUGGAAUCUGACCUCGCCUCGGAGAAACACUACACAAAAGCUAUCUUUAAUAGACGCCUGUCAUUUAAGAGCGGCAGGGACACUGUCUCUCUUGCACUGGCAAAAAACAGAGCUGUAAUUGUAGCUGCUGCGGGCAGGAUUUAUUUCUCCAAUUUGGCUAAAUGGCCUCCUCCCUUUCCCCGAAGGUGUUAUCUGUAUUUUCAAAAUUCAGAGCUGCCGGCAGGAUGGCAGAACCGACCCCAAACUCGACACAAAAAUAAGAGGGGCUGCAAAGCGGGCAAAUAAAGUUGCAAAUAAAUUUCAA
Molecule: messenger RNA, 4750 nt
Organism: Octodon degus (degu)
Lineage: Eukaryota; Metazoa; Chordata; Mammalia; Rodentia; Octodontidae
Gene: Hoxa6
Product: homeobox A6
Exons: 2
Coding region: 2513-3214 (233 amino acids)
Biological process (GO): anterior/posterior pattern specification; regulation of transcription by RNA polymerase II
Cellular component (GO): nucleus
Molecular function (GO): DNA-binding transcription factor activity, RNA polymerase II-specific; RNA polymerase II cis-regulatory region sequence-specific DNA binding
Source: RefSeq, a predicted model, not a curated record